AUGCCCAGGGAAGACAGGGCAACCUGGAAGUCCAACUACUUCCUUAAGAUCAUCCAACUUCUGGAUGAUUAUCCAAAAUGCUUCAUUGUGGGAGCAGACAACGCGGGCUCCAAGCAGAUGCAGCAGAUCCACAUGUCCCUCUGCUGGAAGGCUGUGGUGCUGAUGGGCAAGAACACGAUGAUGCGCAAGGCCAUACGAGGGCAUCUGGAAAAUAACCCAACUUUGGAGAAACUGUUGCCUCAUAUCCGGGGUAACGUGGGCUUCGUGUUCAGCAAGGAGGACCUCACUGAGAUCAGGGACAUGCUGCUGGCCAAGAAGGUGCCAGCUGCUGCCCGUGCUGGUGCCAUAGCGCCAUGCGAAGUCAUAGUGCUGGCCCAGAACACUAGUCUGGGGCCCGAGAAGAUCUCCUUCCAGGUUUUGGGCAUCACUACUAUGACCUCCAGGGGCACCAUUGAAAUGCUGAGCGAUGGUGUCCGCAAUGUUGCCAGUGUAUGCCUGCAGAUUGGUUACCCAACUGUUGCAUCUGUACCCCAUUCUAACAUCAGUGGGCACAAGUGGGUCGUGGCUUUGUCUGUGGAGACUGAUUACACCUUCCCACUUGCUGAAAAGGUCAAGGCCUUCUUGGCUGAUCCAUCUGCAUUUGUGGCUGCUGCCCCCGGGGCUGCCCCUGCGGCCACCGCAGCCCCAGCCAAGGUUGAAGCAAAGGAGGAUAUGGGAUUCGGUCUCUUUGAAUAA
Molecule: messenger RNA, 735 nt
Organism: Rangifer tarandus platyrhynchus (Svalbard reindeer)
Lineage: Eukaryota; Metazoa; Chordata; Mammalia; Artiodactyla; Cervidae
Source: the annotation of a GenBank genome assembly